GUAAAUUGGAAAAAACGAUUUACUGUUUGUUAUAUUGGCUGAUGUUGGCUGACUUGACAAUGCAAUCAUGGAUGCUCAUACCGUGCGCGGGACUUUGUAAACAACAUGGUUAUUCAUGUUAAAUGUAAUUCUAAUGCGUUCAAAUCGGAGAGUAAUGUGCAUUACAUGCCGUGUAAAAUUAAUUUUGAUGGGAAUGCCACCGUUUCGAAGUAUUUACAGCCUUGUGUUAAAAGUGGAAGCACAGGCCUAACUGUUUCUUUUCGGGGACAUCCUUUAAAUGGAAAAGAGAUAAAUCUGCCUACUAAUUACAAAGGGAUUGUGUUACAAGAAAGAGUAAAGCCACUGACAGAAGAUGCUGACAGAAACUUGCACGUUGUUAACACUUUUAAAUCUAUCACUUAUUGGAACUGGGAUAAAAUUCCAAAUCAUGAUGAUGCUUUUAUAGCUGCCAUGGAUUGGAUUGACAUAGCAGAAGCUUUGCAUUCUCCAGUUCAAGAUGAGUAACUUCACGGUGUGACUUACAAUCUGCAGAGGAGGUUGCUUUGAUAUACCUCAUCAGCAUUGUUCGUAUGAAGAAAGUGGCUUUGUUAGUGGUUUAUUGAUACUGUAUCAUCACAUUGAAAAUAACUGGUUAUAUUUGCUCUUGUGGGGUAACUUAUAAGUAUCCUAUUAGCCAAUUGUGGGUACAAUAACUGGAGGUUGAUAUUCUCUAUUUUGGAACAAUUAAGUCUGUGAAUUGGUGAAAUUGUGCAUAACUAUUUUCAAAAAUAGAUCAGAACAUUGAUAACAGGACACACAAAAGUGAAACAAUGUCGAUUUCAAAGCAUUUAAAUGAAGUGAAUAUUCUUGAUGAGAUUUUGGGAAAUUCUCAAGAUGUAUAUGAAUAUCUGGCCAAAGAAGAAAUGGGUUCAGAAGAGCAACUUGAGGAAUGUAAAGAAAACAAAGACGGCAAAUGUAAAACGUCUGAUAAAGAUUCAAAUCUGAAGAAAGAAAAGGAGGGACAACAAUUACAGAAAAUUGAGAGUGAAGGGAAUGAGUCCCCUGAAAUUGAGAAACAUGGAAAUAAAAUUGUUACAGAAGAGGAAGAGGAGGAAGAAGAGGAAAAAUUGGCCCUGUCUCAAACGACUGAAACCACCCAAGAAAAAGAAGAAACAGAUGAGGGUUUGACGGUUGAUAAGUUUCCCAUAAAGGAAGAAAGUGAAGAUAAAAUUGAUUCUCAGAACAUAGGGAAAAUUGAUGGAGAGAAUAAAAUAGCUAGUAGUUCAGAAGAUAUAAAUUUACAACUCAUGGAAGAAAACAAUAUGAGUGAUGAACUGAAGGAAUGUGAUGACUUGCAGGAAUAUGAUACCAGAAGUGAAGUGACUUCCUCAUCUUCAGAGGGAGAUUCUAGUAUGAAUAGCAUGAGCUCUAGCAGUUCAGAUACAGAACAUGAAUCUCCUGGGGAACCCGAAGACAAAGGAGAAGCAACAGGUAAAAGAAAAGUGAAAACCUCAAGAGAAUGCAGAAGUCCUGUUCAUAGUCAUAGUUCAAAGAGAUCGAAAGCUGGAAGAAAAGCAAAAUCAUAUGACUAUAUCACAAAGUUGAAUUAUUUAUUUCGAGACGCUCGAUUUUUUGUUAUCAAAAGCAACAACGCAGAAAAUGUAACCUUGUCUAAAGCAAAAGGAGUGUGGUCAACUCCUCCCCAGAAUGAAGCAAAACUUAAUCAAGCAUUCCGUGAAUCUCGAAAUGUUUUACUCAUUUACUCUGUAAAAGAGAGCGGAAAAUUUGCAGGAUUUGCUCGUUUAGAAUGUGAAUCACGCCGAGAUGUGCCUCCUAUUUCAUGGGUCCUACCUCAUGGUCUGUCUGCAAAUGCUCUGGGUGGUGUCUUUAAAGUUGACUGGGUAUGUAGGAAAGAAUUGGCGUUUUCUAAAACACAGCAUUUAUAUAACCCGUGGAAUGAAGGGAAACCAGUUAAAAUAGGAAGAGAUGGACAGGAAAUUGAACCUAGAGUUGCCGAGGAACUGUGUAGAUUAUUUCCAAUGGAUGAAGGAAUAGACAUGAACCCCAUUUUACGGAAAUCAAAAGAAGCAUCUCGCACUAUGCGACUUCGACCACAUAGUCGCCCUCUUCACCGGCCACUGACUACCUCUGGAAGAGGACAUGGCCACAGUGCUGGAGGGCGGGGUAGGCGCCGGCACCUUGAUGAUAGUUAUGAUCCUCGACCAAAGCGAAGUAGAGGCCCUUCAAUGUAUGCAUCAUCCUACUUCAAGGAACAUCGGCGAGACAGAUCCCCUGGAAGAUAUUCAGUGAGUCGUGAUCGAGGGUAUCAUGGAGUUCACCAGAAUUAUUCAGAUUUCAUGCGUGACUUUUAUCCUCGUGGAGGACCUCCCUUAGCUCCCAUGCCUUAUCCUCCAUUGCCACCAUUUGUUGAUUCUCUCCCCCCUCCUCCUCCCCCCAGGUAUUACGAUGGACCCCCAUUGCCGGAUUAUGGGAAUUUGAGAUCUAGUCGAUCCGACAAAAGAUCCUAUGAUCGAUCAGUUGAAGAAUUUCUUCGCAGAACAACAGAACGAAGAGAUCGUGAUCGUGAAAGGCGAUACCGAGACAGACGAUGAUAAAAACAUCUGCUUACAAUUUUCUAUGCUUAACUGUGUGACAGAGUAUCAGGGGUUUGUGUGCCAGAAAAAAUGUAUAGGUAGCUUUGUUGUGUUUUUGGACCAUCUAUAUAUAUAUAUAAUUAUUUUUUUUAAUUUAAUGCGUAUUUCUGUUUAUUGAAGACCUAGAAGUGAAGUGUACUGUAUGUGUUGAGUAUGUAGAAGAACAAAUGAAACGUGAGUCAAUAAACCAUUUUGACAAAUUAUUAUUAUUUUUUGCACUAAAACUCCUAGGGUUUUAUGUACAUGUCCG
Messenger RNA from Gryllus bimaculatus (two-spotted cricket), 2883 nucleotides. The record is from the annotation of a GenBank genome assembly. Lineage: Eukaryota; Metazoa; Arthropoda; Insecta; Orthoptera; Gryllidae.